This is a messenger RNA of Trypanosoma brucei brucei TREU927, 471 nucleotides long. Its product is annotated as calmodulin, putative. Gene Ontology annotation, cellular component: cytoplasm. The transcript has a single exon. Gene Ontology annotation, molecular function: calcium ion binding. The record is from RefSeq and is a predicted model, not a curated record. Lineage: Eukaryota; Euglenozoa; Kinetoplastea; Trypanosomatida; Trypanosomatidae. Bases 1 to 471 code for a protein of 156 amino acids.
AUGGCAAAUGCUGUUAGCGAAAAGGAGUUAGAAGAGUUUCGAGAGAUGUUUGAUCUUGUGGACACCACCCGCAGCGGCCGCAUUUCCUGCACUGAGCUUCGCAGGUUGAUGGAGACACUUCGACUUCGACCCACGGAGGAGGAACUCGAGCAUAUGCUCCGUAGCGCCGACGGUAAUGAUCCAGACAAUGGUAUUGAUUUUGAUGGGUUCGUUGCUAUGAUGUCGAAGCGAGUACAGACGGAUUAUACCCCUGAACAGUUGCGUACGGCAUUCAAAUUGUUUGAAACAGAUGACAUGCCAACUGGUUUCGUCUCUACAGAAGUUUUGACGCAUGCGCUUGUAUCAUAUGGAACGGAGAAACUCACUCACGACGAUGCCAUUAGGCUUCUCUCCACUCUGGAUCCAGACAGAACAGGUCGGAUCAAUUACCUUGAGUUUGUGUCACUGGUAGGGGGCGGCGGUGUUAUGUAG